AUAGUUCUUUCUUAAAGAACAAAUAAAUAAAUGCUUCCCCUGACGCUUUCUCUAUGCGAACUUAGGAAAGUAAAGCAGGCAACAUGAACCAAAAAACAUUGCUUUACCGAUCGGACGCCUCCCGGUUCAUUGCGUUUCCGUUCUCCAAACCCGACGGAAGAGAUGCAAAGACCAAAUCUUCACGCUGGUCCAAGGUCAGUUCAGAAUCGUCAUCAUCUCCGACCAACGAUCCCGAUUUUUCAGCUCUCCCUUUCGACAUAUUAACGAAAAUCGCGGCGCCGUUUAAUUUCCCGAAUCUUCUAGCGGCGUCUCUGGUGUGUAGGUCUUGGGGGGACGCGCUUCGGGCUUUGAGGGAAGCCAUGGUACUACUGCGUCAGGGGAAGCAGUUCAAGCACGGUCGAGGCGGUGUUGGACGCAAUUUGGAGAAAGCUCUCGUCUCUUUUCUGAAAGGCGCUGCGCGUGGCUCCACGCUUGCCAUGGUCGAUGCGGGGCUCAUUUACUGGGAAAGGGGUCAGAAGGAAGAGGCGAUUGCUCUUUAUCAAAAAGCUGCUGCCCUUGGUGACGCUGCUGGCCAGUGCAAUCUCGGAAUUUCAUACUUGAACACACAACCUCUAAAUCAUAAGGAAGCUGUAAAAUGGUUGCAUCAAGCUUCAGUUGGGGGCCAUGUUCGAGCUCAAUACCAGCUGGCCCUUUGCCUACAUCAAGGUCUUGGGGUGGAACAAAAUCUUCAGGAAGCAGUUAAAUGGUAUCUAAAGGCUGCUGAAGGUGGAUAUGUGCGUGCAAUGUAUAAUGCUUCCCUUUGUUAUACAUUUGGGGAAGGUUUAUCACAUAGUCGUAGACAAGCGAGGAAGUGGAUGAAGAGAGCAGCUGAUCGUGGCCAUGGCAAAGCCCAAUUUGAACAUGGACUUGCUCUAUUUUCCGAAGGGGAAUUGCUGAAAGCUAUAGUGUAUCUUGAACUUGCUACACGUUCUGGUGAAACUGCUGCAACUCAUGUCAAAAACGCAAUUCUUCAGCAACUCUCGGCAACUUCUCGUGACCUUGCCCUGCUUCUUACUGAUAAUUGGCGUGCUUUGCCUUCCUCCCGAUGAGUAUACCUACACUGUUUAUUGAACUUUCUCAUCUAAUCCUGUAAUUGCCUGUUACUUUUGAUUCUCUUGUUAUAUGCUUGACGAGUGACAAGAAAAUUAUUAAUAUAUUAUGGUGUUGUCUC
Molecule: messenger RNA, 1210 nt
Organism: Gossypium raimondii (Peruvian cotton)
Lineage: Eukaryota; Viridiplantae; Streptophyta; Magnoliopsida; Malvales; Malvaceae
Product: F-box protein At1g70590
Exons: 4
Coding region: 84-1088 (334 amino acids)
Molecular function (GO): protein binding
Source: RefSeq, a predicted model, not a curated record